CGGCUUGGGCUACACGGUGGGUUCAGCCAUCCUGGGCUGCCUGAGACAAAACAAAACCCUAAAGAAAACGGAAGAAACCUUUGGUGGGAGAGAAAGUGACACUGAGAUGCAAGCUCCCCCUGGCACCAGCCGAGUCGAUCUUUGUCCAAUCGACAAUCCUGUACGUUGCUUGCCCGGUUCUACGAGGUGGCGCCUGUCGACUUCUCAGCCUUGCCACUUUAAUCUCACCCCAGCACCUCUGGCCACUUCCCUUCCGGGGAACCCUGCACUAUUCUAUGGGGCUGGGAAAAUGCUUUUCCUGGCAGGUCGGAUUCUUUAAAUUGCUCAACCCAGUUUACCCAGGAAACGCCUUCCUUAAUCCUGGAAUGGGGGCACGUCCCUCGUUGGCUGCUGCGUGAGCAAAGCAACUAUUUUCCAGCGAGUGUCCUCAGGUGACCUGUCUAGACGCUCAGAGGAAAAAACAAGAGAAUCUGACACUCUCUGGAGCCCCAUAGACGCCUGUGACGCGCAGGCCGCGCUGCGUGGAAGGGCGUGCGGAGCGCACAGCGGCAGGCCCAACGGGGCUGGCGGCGUGGCGCCGGGUGCCCGGGACGCAGGCUCCGGUGGGUGGCCCAGCCGUCGGGGUCCUCCGGCCGCAUUUGUUCUGGAAGCUCGUAUUUACAUUUUAAGUGUAUCUGGUGAGUGGGCUGGAGCCCUCGUCCCGGCCGGGGAGAGAAGAAGCCGUCGACCCGUCUUUUCAGUCGCUUCCCCUCCCUUUUCUCAUCACUCCAACCAGCCCGCGACCAUGCCCAGGAAGAAGGGGGCGGCCUGGGAGGAGCCGAGUUCGGGCAACGGCACGGCGCGCGCGGGGCCUCGGAGGCGCGGCGGCCCCGCGGGCAGGAAGCGCGAGCGGCCCGAGCGCUGCAGCAGUAGCAGCGGCGGCGGCAGCAGCGGCGACGAGGACGGCCCGGAGCUGGACGGGGCCCCCGGCGGCGGCAAGCGCGCGGCCAGGCCGGCGGCGGCGGGCAAAGCGGGCGGCGCGGCCGCGGUUAUCACCGAGCCUGAGCACACGAAGGAGCGCGUCAAACUCGAAGGGUCUAAAUGCAAAGGGCAGCUUUUGAUUUUUGGGGCAACAAACUGGGACUUGAUUGGACGGAAGGAAGUGCCGAAGCAGCAAGCUGCUUACCGCAACCUUGGUCAGAAUUUGUGGGGGCCCCAUAGGUAUGGGUGCCUGUCGGGAGUCCGGGUGCGGACCGUGGUUUCGGGUUCAUGUGCUGCCCAUAGCCUCCUCAUCACCACAGAAGGGAAACUGUGGAGCUGGGGUCGGAAUGAAAAGGGGCAGCUGGGCCAUGGUGAUACCAAGAGGGUUGAAGCCCCUAGACUCAUUGAGGCACUCAGUCAUGAGGCAAUCGUGCUGGCAGCAUGUGGGCGCAACCACACCUUGGCGCUGACAGACACUGGCUCCGUGUUUGCCUUUGGAGAGAAUAAGAUGGGACAACUGGGCCUUGGGAACCAGACAGAUGCUGUCCCGAGCCCUGCUCAGAUCAUGUACAAUGGGCAGCCAAUUACCAAGAUGGCCUGCGGGGCUGAAUUCAGCAUGCUGAUGGACUGUAAAGGCAACCUCUAUUCCUUUGGGUGCCCUGAAUAUGGCCAGCUGGGACACAACUCAGAUGGGAAAUUCAUCGCCCGGGCACAGCGGAUAGAGUAUGACUGUGAGCUGGUACCCCGGCGGGUGGCCAUCUUCAUUGAGAAGACCAAGGACGGGCAGAUCUUGCCUGUCCCAAAUGUGGUAGUUCGAGAUGUAGCCUGUGGUGCUAACCACACACUGGUCCUGGACUCACAGAAGCGAGUCUUCUCCUGGGGUUUUGGUGGCUACGGCCGACUGGGCCAUGCAGAGCAGAAGGAUGAGAUGGUGCCUCGCCUGGUGAAGCUGUUUGACUUUCCAGGGCGUGGUGCGACCCAGAUCUACGCAGGCUAUACCUGCUCCUUUGCCGUCAGUGAAGUGGGUGGCCUGUUUUUCUGGGGGGCCACCAAUACAUCCCGUGAGUCUACUAUGUACCCGAAAGCAGUGCAGGACCUCUGUGGCUGGCGGAUCCGGAGUCUCGCGUGUGGGAAGAGCAGCAUCAUUGUGGCGGCCGAUGAGAGCACCAUCAGUUGGGGUCCAUCGCCAACCUUCGGGGAACUGGGAUAUGGGGACCACAAGCCCAAAUCUUCCACUGCAGCUCAGGAGGUGAAGACCCUGGAUGGCAUCUUCUCAGAACAGGUGGCCAUGGGCUAUUCACACUCCUUGGUGAUAGCGCGAGAUGAGAGCGAGGCUGAGAAAGAGAAGCUCAAGCGGCUGCCCGAGUACACCCCACGUACCCUCUGAGGCAGGGUGGCACUCCCCUCGUGGCAGCUGUCAUUUACACGUGCACUGGGACCAGAAGUCAGACAAGGAAUUUAGGAAGCAAAAGUUGACCGACGAUGCAUUGGGUCAGCCUCUCUGCAGUUCCGUUUCCAAGCAGUUCAACGUUAACUACCUUUUUCUGUAUGCUUUCCAAAGUGUUUUCCCUCAAUGUUUGAUUAAAACAUCUGCUCAUAGCCAGCUUGCCAUUCUACGAGACAGGCAGGAACUCAGAGCAAUUUAGGCUUUUUUAAAUAUAUAUAAGUUGUAUUUCUUUUCUCCCCUCCUGAAUAUCCUUGUCCAGCCCUGCCAUUCCAGCCAUAAUUAGCAUUGUGAUCCGAGUGGGUGCCGCGUGGGAGAGGAAUUGCCACUUUCCCAGAUGGAAACGGCCCUUCCAGGAACCAGCAGCCUCUAGGCCAAGAAAUCCCCAGUGCUCGGUCUCCACCCAGCUCCCGCCUGCUCGCUUUGGGAGACCUGGUCACUUGCUUGUGGGCCCUCCUGCCCCUCACCUCCACCCAAUAGCUGUUUGCUGGCUUACUGUCUGCAUAGGCCCACUGCCUUUUGGCUGAAGCAGUUGUAGAACCAGCCAUUUCCCCCCUGGUGGGGGAACUGGGGUCUCUGUGUUUAGCCAUUUAUAUCUACUUUAGCUCUCGAGUCCAAAUGCGAAUUGGGGACCAUGGGAUAUGGGGGUGGGCAAGGUGGGGACCCUUUGUGUUCUUGAAGGGCCUGACUUAUGGCUCCCUAUGGAGCCCAGACUAUGCUUCCCAGUUAAGAGAUCAGCCAGCAGUCAAGUGUGUGUUCAGUCCUCUGUGACCUGUCGGCUCCUGCUGUCCCCUCUGCCUGGGAUGGCACCUUGUUCUGAGACUUAGCCAUUCUUCUGCUAGCCCCAGUGCUCUUUGGCGCUUGCAUUUGCUUGGCUCUGGUACCAAAUAGUUGGGAUUUCUGAUGAAAUCCCCUGCCCCGCGUGUCAGCGCAGAUGCUGUGACUGCCACCCACAUCCCCACAAGUGCCCUCUUCCCGAGCCUGUCCUGGUAUUGACUUUGCGGCUGAGUUCCAAGGUGCCUUUCCUGGAUCCCGAGUGUGGUGGCAGCUCGGGCUGGGGCCCCUGGUUCCCAGAGGGUCUGGGUUGUGUCGGCUGCUUUAACUAGGUUUAGUUCCGUGGUGCUCUGGGGGAGUCGGGGAGAACUGAAGUGUGAGGCUGGGUGGAUGAGAAAGUUAAUUCUGGUCUUCAAAUUUAUGGUUUCGCUUCUGGUGUUGUGACGCUUGUUACUGUCUCUAUGUUAAAAUGCCAAAAAUGAUCUAGUCGCUGCUUCCUUCCCGCCCCAGUGCUCUACAGCAGCUUCUGGCUUUGCAAGGUGUGUUUGUCUCAGCCAGCGCCAUGGCCUGGCGGGAACGGAUCCGAGUUCCCACUGUCUCCCACCGCGUGUCCAGCUAUAGUCAGUCCAGGGACAAGCUUCUUCAGUGGCUGUGCUCCCGCAAAACCUGCUUUGUCCUGGUCACCCCAGACACCACCCCUCGCCUCCACGUGCCGCCUGAGCCUUCCCUGCUCUAUGGCUAGUGCUGCUCAGUGUCUGCUCCUCUGUCCUGGAGUUGUGUGGUCACCAAGAGGGCUGCGGAUGCAAUAGCCCUGAGCUGAGCUGGGCUCAUCUUCCAGGGAGCAAACCAUAGCCAGCAGUCAACUCCCGGGUAGUGCGGGGGUGGGAGCUGAGCAGAAAGUACCUUCUGGGGAGAGUUCCUUGAGUCCAGCCACAACCCCUUCCUUUAGGCUAAAGUGUCCACCUGAGCUUUUCCACUGGGAAACACCUUUAGAACAGGGACAGUGGGAAGUCCUGGGCGGGAGCCACUCUGGCCGCCCAUGGACUCCUGAAGUCUUCCAGUCACCGAUGAGAGGGUAGCAGGAAGGGAACAAGCGAGGAUGGUGUGAUUUGGUUGAAGGUGCCUGGUUUAGUGCUGUUAAUUGUCUUAUUUUUUUUUAUAUAUAUAUUUCUUGGAGUAAACAUUUUAAAUAAACGGCAUCAUUGUUUA
Messenger RNA from Chionomys nivalis (European snow vole), 4387 nucleotides. It is a transcript of the gene Rcc2, whose product is annotated as regulator of chromosome condensation 2. Bases 785 to 2347 code for a protein of 520 amino acids. The record is from RefSeq and is a predicted model, not a curated record. The transcript is spliced from 15 exons. NCBI's taxonomy places the organism in Eukaryota, Metazoa, Chordata, Mammalia, Rodentia, Cricetidae.